Messenger RNA from Dermacentor silvarum, 3222 nucleotides. RefSeq names its product GTP-binding protein 2-like. Gene Ontology annotation, biological process: translational elongation. The transcript has 13 exons. The record is from RefSeq and is a predicted model, not a curated record. Gene Ontology annotation, molecular function: translation elongation factor activity; GTP binding; GTPase activity. NCBI's taxonomy places the organism in Eukaryota, Metazoa, Arthropoda, Arachnida, Ixodida, Ixodidae. Bases 447 to 2102 code for a protein of 551 amino acids.
AAGGGCUACGCGCGGUAGGUGAAAGUAGAGUGUGUGAAAGUGUGCCAGAAAAACGAGCCAACUUUCGAUUUCUUGCGCCAUUCUGCGCAUGCGCGCUCGGUAUUUGCUGCCAUGCAUGCCAACCAGCAGCUGAUGUAUGGCGUAAGGUGCGUUGGCUUUUGCGAAUGGGCUGAGUGCUUGUACACGGUUUGCCGACUGUCAGUGAGUGCGCAAACUUGAUGUGAUUGCACGGCCGACCUUACCAGCGCUUCCGGACGAUGGAGGGGUGGAAACAGGCGAUCGCGCACGCAUUGUCUUGCAGCGCGUGGUAUUCGGUGUAAACCGGUUUUAUCGCGCUAUAUCCCGGCCAGCUGCCGCUGCAGGACAUGAUGUCCUAGAGAGGAUGUCUCACUAAAGGACCUUUGGUGACACGAGUUGUGGAACCCUGCACCACAGAUCCUGCCACCAUGGAGUCGCUGUUUGGGCCUGAUUCAGAGGAGCUGUGGCUGCCUCCAGAGGCAGCCGAGGGAAAUGUCGAGUACAAGCUGAAGCUAGUAAACCCAUCACAGAGCCGCCUGGAGCAUCUUGUCACCCAGAUGAAGUGGAGGCUACGCGAGGGCCAGGGCGAGGCCAUCUAUGAAAUCGGCGUAGAGGACGGAGGCCUGCUGGUGGGAUUGAGCGCGACUGACAUGGCGGCCUCCUUGGCCACUUUGGAGUGCAUGGCCACUAAAUUGGGUGCUUCACUGACUGUGCUGCGUGAGCGCUCCAUAGGCAAUGCCCGCAAGGCAGCUGAGGUGCUGGUGCGCAAGGUGCCCGAAGACCAGCAGAGCAUUGAGAUCCGGGUGGCCGUGCUGGGCAGUGUAGACGUUGGCAAGAGCACUGUCUUGGGUGUACUCACACAGGGCGAGCUGGACAAUGGCCGUGGUAGUGCAAGGCUCAAUCUUUUUCGGCACCUGCAUGAGAUUCAGACAGGGCACACGUCAUCAAUUAGUCGCGAGAUCCUGGGAUUCACAAGCCAGGGGCAGCCUGUCACAUAUGGCCGCUGUCGCAGCCCAGAGGAGCUAUGUGAGCGCUCUGCCAAGCUCAUCACUUUCAUCGACUUGGCUGGACACCACAAGUACUUGCGCACCACUGUCUUUGGACUCACAGGUCACAGUCCACACUUUGUCAUGAUGGUUGUGAAUGCUGCAAGUGGGCUGACUGGCACGGGCCGCGACCACCUUUUGCUUGCUCUGGCUCUUCAGGUGCCUCUGGCCAUCGUGGUGAAUAAGGUGGACACGGUGGGAUCGGCAACUUUGGCCAAGACCUUGGCACAGCUGCAUAGCCUGCUCAAGGGCCCGGGCUGCAAGAAGCUUCCCCUGGAGGUGCUCUGUGAGGAUGAUGCCCUGACAGCAGCAGCGCAGGUUCGUGAGGGCAGUGUGGUCCCUGUGUUUCUGGUGUCGUGCGUGCACGGCGAUGGCCUAGGCCUGCUCUACACGUUCCUGCAUGUGCUGCCACCUGGUCAUGGGCCCAAGGAGCGUGACGGGCUCAUGCGUCUGGCUCCCGAGUUCCAGAUUGACGAGACCUUCCAGGUGCCUGAUGUUGGUCCCGUUGUGGGUGGCCUGCUGACGCGAGGUGUGCUGCGUGAAAAUGAUCGGCUGCUGGCUGGGCCCAGCCAUGAUGGCAGCUUCCAUCCAGUGCGGGUGGUGUCAGUGCAGCGACACCGGGUACCUUGCCGCCUGGUGCGUGCUGGGGAAAGUGCCACCCUGGCACUAGCACCCAGUGCAGGAGCCCUGCUGCGUCGAGGCACAGUGCUCUGCAGCCCAGCAGAUAUACGCCCCACAGCCACGCGCCUAUUCCGGGCGCGCGUGCGUGUGCUUAGCCACCCGGGACGCUUGGCAGUGGGCUUCCAGGCGCUGGUGCAGGCUGGCAAUGUACAGCAAGCUGCUGUAGUGGUGGGUGUGCGUGGGGGAAACAGUGCAAGCCUCGGGGUCACUGACCGGGGGGUGCUCCUGUUCAAGUUUGUGCGGCAGCCUGAGUGCCUGCGGCCAGGCAGUCGCCUGCUCUUCCACCAGGGGCAGGCACGAGGCAUUGGAUCUGUCCUUCAGGUGUACCCACUGCACGUCCCACCUGCCCUGCACUGAGCUCAACAGAAGGUCUCCCCAGGUGCUGAUAGUAGCAGCAGGGCGGAGCAGUGGUGGUUGGACCACGAGCGUGCAGUGGUGGCUGUCAUUGAAGUUGCUGUCGACGCAAUGCCAACACUGUGCAACUGCAGACCUCUGUGCUUGUCGGCCUAGCAGCAAAUGAAUCUCAUAGUAAAGGAUACAAGCAGAAGAUCAUUGCAAAGACCUCAGUGGCUAACAUACCCACAAAGGCACAAUACUGCUGAGCAGAACGGUAACAUCUGUCUGGGCUUUUCUGCCACAAUUCGGAACAGUGCCUCCUUGCCCUAGAAAAAGCACAUAAGCCACCAAGAUGCGUCUGCCCAUUUAGUAUUUAAGGUGUGCUCUUUUACUUUCUUGAUGCAGAAUAUGUCGCCCGACAUCGUGGUGAUGUGUAGAUACUUGUUAGCUAUCGUGUUCAUUUGAAUGUUGAUAACACAUUAUUGUGGCCUGUGACACUACAAGUGCAGUAAUGCCACCGAAUUGCAUUUUGGCUUGAGCACAUUGCAUGGUGCUGAUGCAUGGGAAUAUGGAUUCAAGCACAAGAUAUUCAAUGCUGUGGUCAAGACACCAGCUGCACAAGGCUAUCAUGUGGAGAAGGCUCGCUGGUGUGCUCACCAAUGGUGUCCACCUGACAUUGCUGACCUGUGUGCGUGGCAGUUCUAUGGAAACACCACCACGAAGUGGCCCUCAUUAGUUGCUGAACAACAUGGUCCAGCAUCACCAUCACUUUUCACACGUCCUACUGAAGUGCUUUUUACAUACUCAUAAGCCAUUGUGAUUCUUCACAAAUGCCCACAAUGUGGGAGGAACUCCUGUUUCAAUUUUAACAUUUUUAGUGUUUUAGAGAGACUGUCUUUGCAGAACACAUUUGCGCAAGGGCCUUGCUCAGAGGCUUGUGAUCUUGUUUUUGAAGCUAAUUUGAUCAGUGUCUUAUGUGCAAGAAAUGGCACCGUGCUAGUCAUUGCAAGUGCAAAGACCCGGUCUCAUGUUGCUAAUGACUUCACAGUGGAGACAUAUGCAUGAAAAGUUGGAAAGUGAAUAAAUACUGUUCUAUUGUUAUGCACUUUUGUUGUGUGACCUUAGCUUAAAUACACUGAUG